Molecule: messenger RNA, 8823 nt
Organism: Aedes albopictus (Asian tiger mosquito)
Lineage: Eukaryota; Metazoa; Arthropoda; Insecta; Diptera; Culicidae
Product: ankyrin repeat domain-containing protein 50
Exons: 9
Coding region: 1580-8029 (2149 amino acids)
Molecular function (GO): protein binding
Source: RefSeq, a predicted model, not a curated record
GGAUCGCGCAGGAAGAGGCAGGCUCCGUAAAAAAAAACAGUGGUGAAAAUUUAUUUUCUUCCUCUGCGUCCGCGACCGAGAAGCAAGAAGAACAGAACAGAAGUGCAAGUGAAUCCGUGCGCGACGCGUUGUCCCGUGAGUGCUGCUGACUGGUUUUUCGCUUACUUUCGGUGGAAAAUGCAUCCGUUCCGGGUCGCGGUGGUCCGUUCGGUGUAAUCGGUGAUGUAACAGAUCCGGGUGGUGGUGCGAAAAUAGUUGGUGUUUUGUGCUGCGGUUUCGUUUUCGGGUGGAAUUUGAUGCAGUUGGCCCCCCGCAGCACGGGAAGAGCAGUGGGCGGAACGCUGGCUUUCUAUGAUUGAAUUUGCGUGAAUGGGAAGAAAAUCAAUUCGUGCAGGGAAGGCAGCUGGUGGUGCCAGGGGAGAUUCCGAUAAAAAUUGGGUGUGUUGGUGAAAAAGGGAUUUUCGCUUGAAAGUUUGUUGUUUUUCUUCGCGGGGAGAAGAUUGAAGGAAAUAAUCGAAGAAGACGGAAGAGAUCCCAGUCUGACGAGGGCAUUAUUUUUUUGUGUGUGAAAGGGCUCGACAGCCAGAGGCAAUCCGGUUUUCUGAGGCAGCAGCACAAAGAAGAUGCUGGGAGAAAACUAACGACGAAAGAAAAGCUGAAAAAGUGCAAGCGAAUGUGAUUAUAAGUUGAUGCUGCUGCUGGUGCUGGUGCUCUUGGUUGAUUCGAGUGUGGCCCUUCGGCGAUCUGCUGCUGGUGUGCUUCGGGAGGAAGCAGCUCUAGUGGAUGCUUAUGCUGAUGAUGAUAUAGGUGUGAGAGAGAAUAAAUUGUGCAAAAUUUUAGCCAUCAAAUCGCGAAAUGCCAAGUGAUGAACAACAUGCAAUUGUAUGCAUAGUGAGUAAGCCUACCGGAGAAUGGUGAUCACUGUAAGAAAAAUGCACCGAACCUCGUAGGCGAGAUUUUGCUUUGAUGCUGCGAAAAGAAGAAACUGCUGCUUCCGCUGUUGCAUCGCAGACGGUGGUGCAUUAAUACCUAGAGUGCAAGGUGGAAAACACUCCUACGCGUGACGCGCUGAUCAAUCGUGCACAUCGCCAAAAAAGGACUUGCCCUGGUUGGGCUGCUGCCAUCCGGUUCAAUUCUCCCAAAGUCGGAGACGCCAGCUUUGUCCCGAAUAAAACAGAUCGAUUGGCGCAAAAUUCGAGGAGAACAGUUCAACCAGCAAGAAUAGUGGUGAAACUAUAGUGCUAGGUGUAGGUAUCUUUGAAGGGGGUUCGCACUCGCACGCGGUUUGUGUGACACGAUCUUUCAACGUGAACCGAAAGCAGCUGGAGUUUAGGAAAGCAAAAAAAAAACAUACAAAAAACGAACGAAAGGCAAACCACAACCCGUGGGGAAGGAGAGAAGUGAUGGAACUGCUGCCACAAGCGCAAACAGCGGUCUAGCUUAGGAGGAAGUUGUUCGACACGAUGACUAAGCGUUUGGAGCCAGCGAGCGCGCAUUAUUAAAUGGAUCGAGUUUGGAGAAUCAAUUAAGACGGUACAACAACGACGCCAAUAAAUACUGGAGCACAGCGCGCGGCUCGAUGGCUUCGUCGUCGGUGAAUGGGAAAAUAGUCAAUGGUAAAAUGUCGAAUGCUGAUGACAUCUACGAGAACUUACCUUGCCGGGAGAUGCGGAACGGGACAGGUGGAGAGGAUGAGGAGGAAGGUGGCAGUGCGACUGCCAGUGGUGGUUGCGUUGAUGAUGAGUCCGCGUCGGGUGGGGGACACCACCAGCAGCACGAGAAUAACAACAAAAUUCAAAACAAUUUGGCCAUGAACAGCAAAGACAGUUUGUACGCGACUCCGUUGAAGAAAUCCGAUCGUCCCAAACCGCCGCAGGGGGCAACUCCAAAAGCACCAUCGCUCCAAUCGGGGCCUGGUGAUCAUCGACGGUCGACGCGUGUCGUCGACGAUAAUUUAAACAAUAGCUGCCCGGAUAGGGACGUGAAGAUAAUUAACGCCGAGCUGGAGGACAGGCGGAUACGAGACUUCCUGAAAGAUACCUCCCAAAUGCACAAAAAGAUCGAACUGCACAAAGAAUACCAAGGUUCGAACUUUUCCUACCUGGCACGGAAGGAGCAUUUUGUGAAUCUGGUGCAGCAAAAUGUUCUCAACGAAACGAUGAACGGUGGGAAUCAACCUAAAGAAGAACAAAUUGAUCAGAGUCUUCUGGGGUACAAAACCUUGGCCAACGAAGAGGAGGACAAGAACCUGGAUGUGGACAUCAACGAAUCCCUAGAUGAGUUGGAGGCUCGGUGCAACGAGAAACUGGAAAUGCUCACCAACUUGCAUCGAAAUCGUUCCGCCGAAAGGAGCCAGGAGGAUAACGAACAACUUGACCUAGAUCCGGCGCCAGUGCCCUCAUUGAAUGCUCCUCUGAGCCAGAAACCACCCUCUGGCAACAACCAGCUCCUCAAUGGCCGUGGAUCCCAUCAAGGAAGCAUCAAUCGAUUAACAAAAGUCUAUGAUCCGACACAGAGUUCGGAAAUCAACGCCUAUUUAAACCGGGAAUGGGUUCUCAAAAAGAUUGCCAUGUGCUUGGAGCAGAGAGCUUCCAAAAAACCGGUUCCAGUUCCUCCGGGUGCCGAACCUGCCGACUGUGUGCCAUCAUCCACUUCCGGAUUCUUCCCGCGAGCUGCUCCUGUUCAACAGUCGAAUCGCGGGGCUGAUCUCCCUUCGCUCGGAUACCUGGUUCUGGGUUCCAACGGGUCCGGCAAAACUUCGAUUUGCAACGACAUCAUCGAGGGCACUUCCGGCACCAAAGGUAUGCUCAAUCGACGUCUCCUGGCGUGCUACUUCGUAAACUCCCAGAACCCCGAAUGCCACAGUCUGAGCAUGUUUAUCCGCAGUAUUAUCCUACAAAUCCUGAGUCACUCGAGCUUUGUCUGCACAGCUGCGGCGUCCCAGAACGCUGCUCCCAGUUUAAACGAUCUCACAUGUAACGAGGGGGAACCUCAAACAAAGAUUAGCAGUAAUGAAGCCCUGCCGGAAGCAGACCAGAAACCACCCGAAGCAGUUGAAGCCAAAGUAGACGAGAAGGAACCCGUUGAAUACGACAAAGAACUGGAGGACAUGAUUCUCACGGAGAUCAAGAUCAACGAACGGGUCGCCGAGUUCUGCUCUAAGAAGAAAGUCUGCCGCCAACAGUCCGAACCUGUAGAAAGUCUCAGCCGUGACAAAGAAACACCCAACUAUCCGUACACAACUCAUCCUCCUCUGCAGAAGCCACAACCCGGCAGCGAAUCAGUCAAGAAGAAAGAUCAGACGAUGAGUCCCGGGCGGUCAAAGACAUCCAAGAUUCCGGUGGCCAUCGGAAGCAGUAUACGGUCCCCGACCAAGGCAAGCUCCAGCAAAGAACCGCCAAAACCCGAAGCGGACGAGGAAGAAAUCUUGGACGGCGGUGGCGAAGGCAUUGCCGAUCUGUCAGACAUCAAGCUGGAUGAGGAAAUCAACGAGGAGAUCAAAGAUCUCGAAUCGGAAAAACCACAACCUUCGGCUCCGACAGAGGAGUCUUCUCCGGUGGAAUCCGCCAGUAUUCCACCACCGUUACCAAAGUCGAAAAACUGCCGGCAAGUCAUUGCCGACGGAUACUACGAAAUGCUUUUGAGCAAUCCGGAUAUCUUCGAGUCCAUAACCGUGGACAGUAUUGAAAAGAACCCGGACGACUGUUUUAAGAAAGCUAUUCUGUUUCCUCUGUUGGAACUCUGCCCGCCGAAAAACGCCCUGCUAUUGUUGAUCGAUUCUAUUGACGAGAACUACAUCCAAGAUGGCAACCUUAUUUCCACCCUCAAAGGCAAACAGGUCACCAAGAGUCGGAACAUCGCCGAACUGCUCUCGAAUCACAUCCAUCUGAUGCCCAAGUGGUUGUUCAUGGUCUGCACGGCAAAGAAACAGAACAAAAACAUUACCAAACUGUUCACCGGGUUCAAGCGACUCACGCUGGAUGACCUGCGCAAAAGUCACGUAGUGAAGGAUGUCCAGCAGUACAUCAUCAACAGACUGAACACGGAUUUCCGUGGCAUCAAUCUUACCAAAGAUAUUAUCGAAAGUCUGAAUCAGCUCUACAUCAAAUCCAACGGUUGUCUCCUCUAUCUGUACAAAGUCCUGACCGGAAUCAAGGAGAACUUCUUCACCUUCCGGGAGAUUAAGCUUAUCCCUUGCACGCUGAAUGGUCUCUACCUGUACAUCUGCCAAAAGUCCUUCAACAAGAAGCAGUACAACAAAAUUCGGCCCAUCCUGAACAUUCUCUUGGUCUGCAACAACUACGUCGACAAGUACUUCCUGUUUAACUGUCUGCGAACCCACAACUACUCUCUUGAAAUGGAAGAAUUCGAUAAACGCCUCGAUCUCAUGCGAAACAUCGUCGAGUACAGUCCUCGCAAUCCCUGUGCGUUGAAGAUCUUCCACAACUCGUUCUGCGAUUGGCUCAUCGACGUCAAGUUCUCCACCAAGAAGUUCCUGUGCGAUCUGAACGAAGGCCACGUCAUGGUUUCCAUGUACUACACCAUGGUGGCCGAUCAACUAUGCCCAAACAAGCUCCGGCUCUACCUUUACCACCUGAUCAAAACCGGCGAGUAUCUCACCAACAAGAACAUCGACCUCGAUCUGCUCCUCAUCCUGCUGGAAACCAAGUCCAACCUGAGCGAUUGCUUCUACACCAAUCUGCUCAACUGUUGUGCCCUGUGCGAGGACGAGUGCAAAAACGACGUUAAUCUGGCGUGCAAGACCCGCCUGAUGCUCGAGCGCUACCUAAAUGUCGAACUGAACGAAGAGUUUGCCGGAUUCCUGAACGACUUCUUCAAGCCGAAUCUCCCGACGGACUGCAAGGUGCUGAAGUUGCUCAUCGAGACUGGCAUCAACAAUGCCGAUACGGCGCUGUCCUGUGAAUCGUCGGCCAUUAACUCCCCGGUGCUGUCGGAUCGGUCGCAGAACAUCGACUCCGAGCUGGCCGAACUGCUGAUUUCGAGCGAGAAGAGUUGCCAGCAGGAGUUGCAGAAGUCGAUCAACUUGAAUUUGCAACAGUGCGGCGGCGGGGAACAUUUGGGUUUGGUGGCCGCGGGUGGGUUCAGUGGGGUGGAUCGUUACGACGGUGGGGCGGGCGGGCAUCACGAGAUUGUGGAACGAUGCGAGAGCGGUGUUGGCGGAGGUGACGGCAGCGGUAUCGGAGACUCGAAGUCCGAUAUUCAGAACGAUCGGGUGCAGUACGAUAUGUUCGAUGCGGAGCUGCACAAGGGCAAGGCGUUGAUCCACAUAUUGGCAAAUGAAGGGAAUCAUACGCUGCUGGAGCGGGCGUUAAAUGCCUGCAAAGACCCGAUUGACCUGGAAAUCGAAGAUCUCAACGGCCAGACGGCGCUCAACAUUGCCGCCCGCAACGGGCACAUCGAAAUCGUUCGGCUCCUCCUGUACUACAAACAACCACUGAACGAUGGUACCGGUCGGUUCCGGAAGAUUGACGUGAACCAUGCAGAUCGGGACGGUUGGACCCCGUUGCGAUCGGCUUCCUGGGGUGGGCAUACGGACGUGGUAAAGCUGCUGAUCGAAAGUGGCGCUUGUGCAAUAGACCGGGCGGACAAGGAAGGCCGGACGGCACUUCGGGCGGCGGCCUGGAGUGGCAAUGAGGAUAUUGUGAAGAUCCUGAUCGAGGCCGGAGCGAACGUUAACUCGAUCGAUAAGCAGGGCCGGACGUCGCUCAUUGCGGCUUCCUACAUGGGGCAUUACGAUAUCGUGGAGAUUUUGCUGGAGAACGGGGCGGAUGUAAACCAUACGGAUCUGGACGGAAGGAAUGCACUGUGCGUAGCGGCCUUGUGUGGAAGUUCUGGAUACAGUAAGGUGAUCUCAACGCUGUUGGAGUAUGGGGCUAACACGGAUCAAACGGAUAACGAGGGAAUGUCACCGCUGCUGGUAAGUUCGUUUGAAGGAAAUUCGGAGAUUUGUGAGUUGCUUCUGGAGAAUGGUGCGGAUCCGGAUAUGGCAGAUCACAUGGGUAGAACUCCCCUGUGGGCAGCCUGUACUUCGGGUCAUGCCAACGUUGUGAAGUUGCUGUUGUUUUGGGGAUGUGGAAUCGAUUGUAUGGAUUCGGAAGGUCGAACGGUUCUAAGCGUAGCAGCUGCCCAAGGUAACCUGGAAACUGUAAGGCAGCUUCUGGAUCGAGGCCUAGAUGAAACGCACCGAGAUAACGCAGGAUGGACACCUUUGCAUUACGCGGCCUUUGAAGGAUACGCGGAUAUCUGUAUACAACUUCUUGAAUCUGGUGCCAAGAUCGACGAAUGUGACAAUGAAGGUAAAGCCGCGUUGCACUUAGCCGCACAAGAAGGACACAACGCAGUGCUGGAAGCCAUACUGAAUGUUCAUAGGCCUUGCAUCGAUCAACGAGCUCACGACGGAAAGACGGCCUUCCGGUUAGCCUGUCUGGAAGGGCACUUUGAGUGCGUUCAGACAUUGCUCCGAUUUGGCUGCGAUGUGAACUCGAAGGACGCCGAUUCCCGUACGACGCUCUACAUUCUGGCGCUGGAGAACAAGCUCAAAGUGGUGAAGUUCCUGCUGGAAUACUCGAACGUGGACGUUAACAUUCCGGACAGCGAAGGUCGAACGGCACUACACGUGGCAUCCUGGCAGGGUCACGCCGAAAUGGUUAAGCUGUUGAUCACGUUAGGUAAUGCCGACGUCAACGCAAUGGAUCUCGAGUCGCGAACCCCGCUGCAUUCGUGCGCCUGGCAGGGCAACCACGAAGUGAUGCAGCUGCUGCUAUACUACGGAGCCAUUCCGGACCAUGCCUGCAAGCAGGGUGCCACGGCGCUGGGCAUCUCCGCCCAGGAAGGGCACGAAAAGUGCGUUACCUAUUUGCUCAAAUACGGCGCCAAUCCGUACAAAUCCGACCACUGCGGUCGGACGCCAAUCAAGCUGGCCGCAAAGUCCAACCGGAACAACGUUCUCCGGAUAUUGGAGAAUUUUACCAAAAACGACCUCGACGGAGGAAAAAUGGCUGCCCAUCAGAGUUUGAACUUCAAAUCUCCGGACGAGCUACCACCGUCAUCUUCGAUACAUAAUCCGUCGCCUUCGGGGCCCUUUCCGAAUCCGAGUUUGUUGAUGCCCAACAGCAGUGGCGGCGGUAUCGGUAAUAACUGCAACAGCAGCAGCACCAGCAACAACAAUAACAACAACUCCCCGUCUUUGAAUGCAACGACCAGCUCGACGCAGAACAGUAAUUUCUACGAGAAUACCAUGCAGUCGGACAACAGUAGUCUGCAGAAACGGAAAAGUGUCAUCUCUAGUCAAUCGACCGGUAGCAGUAACGAGCAAGCGCCCAUGUCUUUCACACAACAACUGCAGAAACACUCCCGGCAUCACAACUCCAAAUCGCACCACAUUGUACAGCAGCAACAUCAGCCCCACCAGCAGGCUUCUAGCGGUGGCGGCGGUGGUGGAGAAGGAGGAGGAUCAGGCACCAACAACAAGUUCGGUGGCAAAAAACAUUCCCAAAUUCUGCCAAACGUGGAGGAAUACCAGACUAAUAUCGCUUCAAACAUUCGGAUGAACCACCCGAACGAUGCCGACCUGUUCGAUUUGGGUUGUAUGUCCCCGCUCUACGCUACGCCACCGCACUCGCCGAGCAGUGAUGUGAGCUCCCCCGGUCAGAAUCAACCGCCCUCGUCAUUGGCCCUGCUCGGCAAACAGUUCGAAGAGAUGAACAUCAGCCUGUCGAACAACAGUACCAUCAUGCAUCCGCCGGAUAACCACUUUGCUCGGGAUACCCAUAUGCGAAUCAUACUGGGGAACAAUCAGAAGGAGCAGCAGCAGGGAGGAAAAUCAUCCAAACGCAGUGGCAUAGCGACGAAUCCGGCCAUGCGGCUGAUUCGCAACCGGAUCGACUCGGCUGCCCAGCUGAUCCGACGGACGAACAACAUGCUGUCGAGUAGCGGCAGCAAUCAGGGUUCAUCCAGCAUAGGAGUCAAAUCCGGCACGUUCCAGUGGCGCAAAGAGAGCCAGAUGUAAGUCCUCACAGUGAGAAAGACAAAAAAACAAACAGGGGUUUUCAAAAAGUAAGUUUUCGCGCAAUGCCAUAAAUACCGAGCGGAAAAGCGCUGGCAAGUUGCAAAAUGAAAAGUAUUAAUCGAACAAAUUUUACAAAAUGAAGAGACUGUACAGCACUUAAACAAACAAGCAAAAAAAGAAGAAAAAUGGCGCCUACACUCUACUUUACCGACACUUGUUGAGAAUAACACGUGGUGGUAGGGGAAAUUCCGUAACGAAGCGAGAGACCUGUUUGGUAAGCAUUUAUUUUCCGGUUUUUCUGUCUCGCUAAGAUUUAGCAAUCUUAGACACUUGACCCCCUUUGGAAACUGAGAACCGUAAGCACUAGUAAACACAUACACUUACUAGUUACUCUAUACCUAGAGGAUAACACAACAGAACAGAACGAGAUUAGAUUGAUUGACUGGUUGUUAGAGGACGUGAAUCAAAUGAACCAAUAAGUUGUUGUGAAGCGCACUUUUACUCGGUAUUUAGGACAAAAGAGUAUACCAAAAAAACACACACAGGAACAAGCUACUACAUACAUAGGUUCAAAGUUAUAACCAUUGAAUACUAUAUGAACUCGGUCGGUUAGUGGUAGGAGAGAAAGAGAAAAAUGGCAACACUGCGGUUAGGUAACUACGACAAUUGUACAGUUAGAUGGCGCGAUUUUUAGUUCAUUGUUCUUUUAGAGCCAUUUCUUUUUUGUUUUAAAAGUUUUGUUUCGUUUUCAAAGUGUAACGUCACCUAGAAAUUUUAAAGAACAUAUGUGUUAU